Dreissena polymorpha is the source of this 728-nucleotide messenger RNA. RefSeq lists its product as uncharacterized. Bases 22 to 489 code for a protein of 155 amino acids. NCBI's taxonomy places the organism in Eukaryota, Metazoa, Mollusca, Bivalvia, Myida, Dreissenidae. The record is from RefSeq and is a predicted model, not a curated record. The transcript is spliced from 3 exons.
UGUGCAUAUCUUGUUUAGGACAUGAGGAAGGAGGUGCGGGUAGACACUCCUUUGUCGGCAAACAAGUUUGCCUUGAAGGAGUACCUCAACUCAUUUCCACAAGGCAAGGAGGCUGUAGAGCAACACAAGGCAAAGAAGGAGAAAAUGCCGACACCCACUGCCAGUACUCCAACCACCAAGGCAGAGCUGUUCAGCAUGAUGCCUGCUGACCUGGCCCGUAGGCAGUUGCGGGAACAGUCUGCCCGCCUUCGACCUCUCAGACCAAACCUUUCUCACGCAAAGUUUUCCCCCAGGAAGGAAAUGAGCGAUGAUGUGCUUGUGUGGGAGGUUGAACAGAUGGAGGCUGCUAGAAAAGUGGUGCUGAUGUUUAUCCAACAUGAGGUAAUGAUGUAUUUUUCCGGUGUCUGUGAUACCUUUUCUGUGAAAUUAUAUAUCCUUGGCUUUUGUUCUACUAUAUCAAUAGAUAACUGGUGUUGGUUGUUGUCUUAGUAAUAAACACGUAGCUCCUAAACUGAUAAAUUUCACCUGCUCAUUGUGUUUCUAUUUUUAAUAUUGGUUUCACCUCAAGUUGUAAUUGCAAGUUUUUUUGUAUGUUUUUUUAUUUAACAGAUGUUUACCUUUAUAUUUAUUAACCUCACAAAACACUUCUUUCUUGCUUCUUUUGCCUGCCUUUAAUUGCUUAUAGAUAGCCUUUCAUUUUAUUUCUAAUAUGCUAUUACUUCUUCAUA